Messenger RNA from Ciona intestinalis (vase tunicate), 1119 nucleotides. Lineage: Eukaryota; Metazoa; Chordata; Ascidiacea; Phlebobranchia; Cionidae. The record is from RefSeq and is a predicted model, not a curated record.
AUGGUUGUAAAGAGUUCUCAGUUAAAAGUUCCGUUAAAUGAGAAGAAAACGUUGGAAGCUCGAGAAAUACUAAGACAACGACAAACGUCAGAUGGAUUAACGGAAUACCUGAUUCGUUGGAGUGUAUGCAGUGAUGAAGUUAGCAACUCAAUAGACGUUGCAUCCACCUCAACCAACACCAGUGAGGAUGCUAAACACGGAAAAGAUGUUUUUCUAUGGAUGAGCAAACAUGCUUUACAAACAUGUUGUCCACACUUAUACACAACUGAGCCACAACCGAAACCCAGUGAUGGAAAUUCUUCAUCAUUUGUUCCUGGGAGCAAAAAGAUGGAGGAGGAGGAACAACCUCAGCUUGAUAUGGAGGAACUAGAUGACAUGAGAUAUGAUGUUGUAAAGUUGGUGAAUCGAGCACGAAAACAAAUGAAUCGAGUUCGUAAAGAUGCCGUUUCUAAACCAUUGUUGAGCUUGUCACAUACUAUCAAGGUACUGAGCACAUAUGCUACACUUGGAUCUCUCUCCGAAGUUUUCCGAGAAACGGGAGCACUGGAUCUUAUCCUUGAUCUUCUAUGGACGGAUGAUGCGGACACUCGAAGAUCAGCGGGAAGAAUGCUCCGAGCUCUUGCUCUUCAUGAUGCAGGAAGUCGAGCAUACGUCCUCCUCUCCCUCACACAAGACUCCACGGAGGAGAAUCACGGAGAUCGGAAGAAACAUUACGCUGACUUCGAGAAUCGUGACAUGGUGAUGGAGAUGUUUGCGGAGACGGCAUCGGGGGAAGAAGCUCAUGCUGUACAGCUUGAUUCUCUACAACUCCCACAGGUUCCAGGAAAAGCUUUAUUCACGCUGAUGAAAUGUUACCUCCGUGUUACAUCACUUAUGGACACAACGAAUGCUGAUCAGAAUAAAUCACGAUGCACAUGGAUGGUGCUUGGAGACACUGUGAACCACACACAAACAGAAAGGUUUGAAGUUGCCAUGGCAAUUGCUGAUCUAAUCAAUGAAUUAAAUCGUAUUAUGGAUUGGAACAACAAUGAGAAAUGGAGUGCUGCACAGGCAAAAUGUAAAACUGAAGAAAAACAAUUGAAUUCCUUGGCAGAUAUUAAAGUAGAUAGAAAUGCAAUG